Paramecium pentaurelia is the source of this 154-nucleotide messenger RNA. NCBI's taxonomy places the organism in Eukaryota, Ciliophora, Oligohymenophorea, Peniculida, Parameciidae. The record is from the annotation of a GenBank genome assembly.
AUGAUUAUUCUUUAAGAUUUGGAAAAAAAAGGUUUGGUAGUAUUUUUAAAGGUUUUUUAAUCAACUCUAAUAAUAAACAUUAUCAAAAGUAUUAUAUUAAAUUAUAAUAGGAAAUGAUAUUUGCCAUGAAGAGGUUAAUGGAUGCUGUUUUUGA